Molecule: messenger RNA, 5640 nt
Organism: Trichoplusia ni (cabbage looper)
Lineage: Eukaryota; Metazoa; Arthropoda; Insecta; Lepidoptera; Noctuidae
Product: WD repeat-containing protein CG11141
Exons: 9
Coding region: 315-2318 (667 amino acids)
Molecular function (GO): protein binding
Source: RefSeq, a predicted model, not a curated record
UAUGGACUAAUUUAUUUUGUCGUCUCAAUUCAUGUUCAUUUUUGUUAUUAUAGAUAUCAUAAUUUCACUCGCAACAUAUACUAGAAAAGUAGUUAUAGUUUUAACCAAAAACCGAAAAUCAAGUCAAUUUUUAUUUUAACAGGUAUCACCCACCAACUGGAAUUUAUUCCUUCCAUAUGUCAAAAUAACUCAAAUACGGAGACUUUCGUCUUCAAUUUUUUGGAUUCAAUAGUUAUUUAUUUCGAAUAAGUUAUGUGCUCUUGUAGUAUAAUUUUACACCUUUAUCUGUAAGAAGUGACACUAUAUAUUAUAAAAUGGAAGUGUCGGGCGGCGCUGAAGAAGGUUUCGUAAGGGAAUGGGCCCCUUGUUCGCAUAUUUUAAAUUUAAUUCCGCCUAGAAUACAGACUGGUAUAUUUUCUAAUGAGCUAUGCCUAACAUGUGUGGAUGUGGUGAGCGAGUACAUAGCUCUGGGGACGAACGUGGGUCUGGUGUAUUGGUACGACAGGAAAAAAGGGAACAUUCAGAGGUUGAGGUGUGAGGCAUCAACAUCACCCAUCACAUAUGUAAAGAUAGUGAGUACUGUGGACUAUAUGGUGGGUGCAGGCAAUGCAGCCGGCCAGGUCACCGUGUUCCAGAUUCCUAAGGAACAUCCUGAGAAUGUGCCAGACACCUUCAAACCAAAAGUAGAACCUAAAGUUGAGAGAUACACAAUUGGCGAUCUACAUAAAAGCAAAAUCACAGCUAUAGAGUGGUCCAAGAACGGCAUGAGGCUGUUUUCCGGCGAUAAGAAUGGCGUUAUCAUUAUGACGGAGAUAGAUUUUUAUAUGCACCUUUGCAAAUCGAUGGAGAUAGUGAACGAGGAGCAUGAGAUCGUCCAGAUGAGCUACUACCAGAACACGCUGUUGGUGUCCAGCGUGUACCGCAGUAUCGUGUGCGAGCGGCGCGACGGGCGCUGGCACGUCAACCAGCUCGGGAAGAAGGAGCGGAAGAGCCUGUGCUCGCUGGGCGCGGUGUUCGUGCACUCGUACGCGCGCGGCGAGGCGGCGGCCGCCUACUGCGCGCGGCCCGGCCUGCGCCUGUGGCGGGCCCGGGCCGCCGGGGACGUGCUGCAGACGCUGCUGUUCAAGGAAGCAAUAUCAAAUCCACUAACAAUAGCGGAGCUGCUGAACCCGAGCCAGCAGAAGCACUCUCACGCGCAGCGCGAGUACAACCUCGGGCCGCUGCAUGUGUUCCGGGAACACUUCCUGGUCUCCCACAAUGAGCACAUCCUGUAUAUACUGGACCCGAGGUCGCUGACCGCUGUCGCUGUUGUUGACGACCUUAGAAGGAUCCUGUCGGUGUCGGUGAACAAGGACGAGAUCUUCGUGUUGGAGGGUCCGCGCUCGCUGCUGCGGCUGGCGCACGCGCCCGAGCCCGCCGCCGCAGACGAGCCAGUGAACCAGAUGACGAAAUCCUUGACAACAUCCCUGCAGCAGGCCGUGAACACGGUCCGGGAGCUGGCGCUGCUGGAGCAGACCGUGCCCUACAUCAGCAGCGUCCUGGAGCAGCCCAUCUCCAUGUUCACCAAGAACGAGACGCUCGACGCCGGCGCCGUCGCCAGCGCUGAGGAGUGCUUCGAACUGCCCCCAAUCAAACACCUCCCCAACGACCUCUCAGAGAACGUUCUGGAAUCUAUUGUGAACGAGUUCAGAGAUGUAUCCAGUGACGCGGAGGAGAUACGCCGAGCGAAAACUGAAGAACUACAAAAAAAGUUGAAGUUGUAUAAUAGUAUUAUGGAGAAGAAGCACGACGAAGAACUGAUUCAUAGUAGCAGGCGCAGCAGGAGGAGGGAUGGGGGGUCCGGGGGCAGCACGCCGCGCCUCGCCACUCCCGUGCGGAAGCCGCCUGAUAACGUCAGCUACACCAGCCCCUGUGUCAUGAAUAUUAGCGUUUAUGGAACAUUGCCUCAACAAAACGACGAACUACUUGAAAAGCAAAUCGAAGAAAAAGAAAAGAUACUAGCGAAAAUGUUGAACCUUGAGUCGCUGAGCAUCGAGUGUCCGAAGUACGAGAGCCAGACGCCGCCCGAGCCGUCGCCCGUAUUCAGGCACAUCGACAUACAGCCCGAGAUCGAGGUAACCCGCAAACCACAGACACUCACAAAGACACCCAUCAAAGACCCCAACCCCAUAGACCUAGUCCCCCAGGUAGUCCAGCUACCAAACAACUGGAACCUAGAAAAUAUUGAAUUGAAGUUAGACGUCAAACAAAAUGGCUUCAAAGAUCGCUCUCUCAUAUCCCCCGACGUGCAUUUAGAUAGCGAGUGGGAAAUUAUCUGAUACAAGAGUAAGAAUGACAAAUCAAAUUAAUUUGGCAACCGAAUAAGGCAUUUUUGGUUCUAGUAGUUAUGCCAGAACCAUGUAAUAAACUAAGAAGCUAAAUAUAAGUAAUCGAAAACGGCUUCAAAUUUGUAACGAAUUUUUGAGCUUCAAAUGAGUAAAGUAUUCAGCUAUCAACUUUAUUUUCAAUCUGGCUUAGAGAAGAUACAGCAGUCCAUAAUAAACCGAGGCUUCUAUAAGUUAUAUUUUAGCCAUGAUUUAUUAAUAAGUUUCUAAGUAAUAUACGUAAUUAAUAUUUUGUUGCUUGAAUUGAAAAAAAAAAACCUUAACUUAAGUAUUUAUAAAGGCACAGCAUUUAAGUAAGUUUUACUCAAGUAAGCAAGGCACGGAUCACAAAUAUAUGAGAUUGAAUUUUCAAGUAUGCAAUGAUGAAUUUAACUAGUUCGAGUUAUAAAUCUAUUAAAUGAGAAUCGACUUUAUAAGUGAACAGACAAAUACGCACAUUUAAUGCGAUUUUAUGCCUAUAUAGUCGUUGAAUAAGUGUCGAAUUUUAUACAGAAAAUUAAAUUCGCGAUACUCCGGGCUAGAAACAAACAAUAGUCUAAAGAAAUUCAAGUCCUUUAAUCACCUUUGCACAGAUCUCUGUUUCAAAAACGUUUUUGCAAGUUUAGGCUAACGAGUGGAAUUUGAUAUCGUAGUUGUAAUGACAAGAACAAAGUCGUUUACGAAUGUUCAAGCACAAUGCAUUUAGUUUAAAUAAGAGUAUGGUAACACUGAUCCUAUUGUGAUCUCGAAAUAAUAAUGGUACACAUGAUGGUCUACCGCCAUCUUUUAAAGUAAGACAGCCAUGUGUGUGCUGUCUCGCUCGCACAUGAUGAAGUUUUUAGUGGUGUUUAACGUCCCGUAAUAGUAUGAUAAAUUUGUGUAUAUACGAAAUAAAAUACUAUAGCUAUAUGUAUAUCCUUGUUCCUUUUAUCACUGUAAUCAUGUCUCUCUGUGACAAGAACGUAUGUCGGCUGGAUUAUAUUCCAUUGAUUAUUAUAGCAAUAAAGAAGUGCAGUCUUAUUAUUUGUAGUUGAAUUAUGUUUAAAUAACAAAUCAUAAUCAUUAUAAAUAAUAUGCUUAUGAGAAACAAUUAUUAGUUUUGAGUCUAAUUACGUCAACGUUAGAGUUAAGUUUUGUGUGGCGGGUAAGCUGUCCUAAAAUUGCAUUUAAUUUGAAUUUAUUUUACCAAAAUAUGCAUUUUUUGGCAAAUAUCAAGUGUCCAUUAUAAGUCGAAUGACUUGGCUAGGUAUUAUGAUUGAAUGACAACAAAAUUAAUUAGUUUUUUAUUAAAUUUCUUAUUUAAAUGCAUAUAAUAGCAAUAUUUUAUAUUGAUUAUGUGUAACGGCAACUAAUAGUGGGCAAAAAAGGGAUUUAUUCAUUAAUCAUUUUGGUUUCCAAAUUCUUAUGAAUUUUAUUUUUUAUGAUAAGUACAUAGCAACAUAAAAUAAAUCUUUUUUUUCUAUUUUUCACGCUGAUCUUGGGAUUAAGGAAAAUGUGAAAGGUUUAGUUGGUGGAUGAUAUGGAAUUUAUUUGAAAAAGAAACAUCAUAUAAUUAUUCAUUCCUUCCUUUUUAAGGUUACCUAUGCAUAUCACAAGCGUAUUUGAAACAUCAAAGACAUAUUUUUUGGCAAUCAGGAAAGAUUCUCGUUUUACUGUCUACAUGAAAAAUUCUAACUUAGUUUUUAAUACUUACGUACUUAAAAUAAAAGAAAAAAAGACAAUUAAAGAAAGAUCUUCAAAGAAAACAGACAAUAAUCUAGUGUAUUCGCGCUAAAUUUAAUUAAAUACACAAGCAGUUUUUAAGCUACAUCCCACUACAUACAAUAGAAUAAUUACUAUACACUGAACACAAAUAAGUUGAUUAUUCCCAAGGCUUUUUUUUACCCCAGCUAAGUUUGCGAAGCAAGUUGUUUAAUUUAGCUACAAACCUCUUUAUCCAUGUAUACAGUUCCCAGUAAUUUAGAGAUACAAAAACAUACAAAAAAAGAAGUUCCUUACUUUAAAUUAAGCCUCCUCGAAAACAUCACAAUUUACACGAAUGUUUUAAGAUACAAUGUUCAAUAAGCAUUACUUAUGAGAAGUGUUUGUAUUUGUUACACUAAGUAGUUACUAAGUCGAAUGAUAAGACUCACUGUUAGAUUUUUUAUUUGUAAUAUGGAUAACCAGUAAGUCGCUGAAAUGUAGUAGCAUUGACACUUAGCAUUUUAAGAUAUUAUUAUGCAAACUAGUCUGCAGUAACGGUUCACUCGCACCGGAUAUUUCAAACGUCUAUGUUGCCCCUUUUACCAAAUUGUGUUUGAAAAUCAAUAUUAUAUUUUAUUGUAAAAUUACGUAGGUACUUAUUUAUUUUGUUUAUAUCUAAGAGUAGAUUUUUAUUUCGUUUUAUUUUAUAUUGGCUUUAAUUUGUAUUACUCAAAACUCUAUCCAUUGUCUCAAUUUUUUUAUACUCAAUCAUUUAGUAUAGCUAUUAGGGUUGAUAUUGGUGUGCAAAAUCAGUCAAAUUCUAAUUUGUACGUAACUUUCAGACAAUUUACCUUAUGUAAAGUAAUAUUCUAAUCCACACUUAUAAAAUAUAAAAUGAGCAACUUCUUGUAAACUUAUUUAGGCUUGCCAGACACGGACUUCUUACUACUGUCCUUAUCGACUGCGUUAUAAACGAUACCUAAUUUCUCGGAUACGAUUUACCCAUUCAAUGGCAGCUUCUAGCAGCUAGUGCUGAUUGUACGAGUAGUCCGUGUGUGGCUGGUCUUAGGGAUAACUCUCAUUAAAGCGGACGUGGCAGAGCCGGGGUCCGUCCGUGCUCCGCAAUUUAUAUUACAAUUAUUGUAGGGGCUGGGCGGGACCGUGCAACAAACAUGGUAUUGAAGUGCGUCGAGCGUACGGGACACGGAUAUUGCACUGUGUAAUAUAAAUUGAUUCAUAUAAAGUGUAUGUAACAGAUUAAAAUCAUGCCCGCUCUAAUGAAAAUCAUCCCUUACGCUGAAUUUUUAUCAGGAAUGUGUAACGCAGGUUUCCUUUUUUUAGAACUAGUAGAAUUUAUAAUUAAUUUACGCAUUAAACUUUACUUCGACCGGUUCUUUAAAAACACAACACCCGAUAAUCUAUGUAAAAACUCAUGUUAUUCAGAACGAUGCCUAUGAAUUCUUGAUUUUCAUCUAUAAGUUUAAAAAUAAGUUAAGUUUAUGAUUUUAUUGUAAAUCACUUUUAUGGAAACAGUUUGUGAUAUUAUUUGUAUUUAUUAGGUUUUUGGCUGAAAAAUAAAGUAUUACAUAAUUUA